AUGCGUGAAUAUCCUGAUAGCCACUAUUGCCUUGCAUCGAUAAAAUAUGCAAAGCAAUUCGCUAGCACUUUUGCUGACGUUUCAGUUGUCAUCUCUCAAGAUGAUAAGGCGAAAAUUAGUCUUAGGAUGCCUGCAAUAGGUUGCACAUUCCAUAAAUUGCAAUUCAUUAAUGAACCUACAAUCAUAGUAGAUCACAAUUUUCCUGUAGGAUCCAGACAGAAAUUAAUUCCGUUAGUAUAUUUGAUAAUAAACCCAAAUGAAUCUAAUGAUGAAUUGCAAACAGGCCA
Funneliformis geosporum is the source of this 287-nucleotide messenger RNA. The record is from the annotation of a GenBank genome assembly. Lineage: Eukaryota; Fungi; Glomeromycota; Glomeromycetes; Glomerales; Glomeraceae.